GCAUGAGUUUAUGACUUGGGUAGUAAAAUGGAUGGAAAAUACUUGUUUAAAACCAAUUAAACACAGGAUGUUUUGUUGGUGCAAUAAUUAUUAAAAAUGGACCUCACAGCAAGAGGCACUGAAGAGUGUAUUGUCUCUGUAGAAAAGUGCACAAAAAUCUCUUUAUUAAAUGAGUAUCAAAAUACAUCACCUAAUUCUGACAGAAAUUAAAAUACAUAUUAUUAAAAAUUGCUUAGCAAAUGGUCUCAUGAUCUAUUUCCACUAAUCAAGAAUUAUAUAUUUAAAGGGCAUCCCUGCAUCUGUUUUACAUCAAAAUCAAAUAAAAGAUUUCCGUACCAACUGGUUUUAAUUUUUUGUGCCCCAACAUAGAUAUGAAAAUGAAUUAUGAUGUAAGCAAACUUUUUUUACAAAAUGUUACUUCACAUAAUACAGUGAUUGAAAAAAGGUGUAUUUUAUGUUACCUAUUUCAUCUAGAUCAAUCAUUGUCAUCUGUUAAAAUCUGGGAAUAAAUUGAGUGAAAAUGCCUUUAAUACUGUGACUGCUUGACUUUAAAGACAGGAUUUCCUGUAUUUUUGUGUCUAGGUGCUGAGGUUCCUUAGUUAUUUUAGGGGUUAAAAGCUGUAGUCACUGAUGCGUAUAUAUUAGGCUGUAUUCAUAAAACACGGCAUGUAGCCUGCCUCAAACGAUUACAGUCUAACAACAGAGGCCAAUAGAAAGAGGACAAGAUCCAAGAAAGCUGAGGAAACAAUGGCAGUAAGCAUCUAUUCCAGCCUUUUGCUAUUGUUCCUGACCAAUACUGUGUGGACUCGAACUGUGAGACAAGCCUAUGAUGUGACAGAUCCUGAGGACUGGCCUUACUUCACCUUCGAAUGUCCAAAAGAAUGCUUCUGCCCUCCUGGUUUUCCUAAUGCUUUAUACUGUGAUAACAAGGGACUUAAAGAAAUACCUGCAAUCCCAGCAAGAAUUUGGUACCUCUAUCUUCAAAACAACUUUAUUGAAACAAUUUCUGAGAAGCCUUUUGUAAAUGCCACUUAUCUGAGAUGGAUAAAUUUAAACAAAAACAAGAUCACCAAUAAGGGGAUUGAAAAUGGUGCACUGAGCAAAUUGAAGAGGUUGCUUUACUUGUUCCUGGAAGAUAAUGAAUUGGAGGAGGUGCCUGCUCCUUUACCAACAAGCCUGGAGCAGCUGAGACUGGCUAGAAACAACAUCUCCCGGAUUCCUGAGGGAGUCUUUAGCAACCUGGAAAACCUCACACUGCUAGAUCUGCACCACAACAUGCUGUUGGACAGUGCUCUUCAAAGUGACACCUUCCAGGGACUCAGCAGUCUCAUGCAACUCAACAUAGCAAAAAAUUCUCUCAAGAAAAUGCCAUUAAGCCUUCCAGCUAAUACGAUGCAGCUGUUUUUAGACAACAAUUCUAUUGAAGUGAUACCAGAAAACUAUUUUAAUGCGAUACCCAAAGUGACUUUCCUUAGACUGAACUACAAUAAAUUAUCUGAUGAUGGUAUUCCCCCAAAUGUGUUUAAUGUUUCAUCUAUUUUAGACCUACAGCUGUCAUACAACCAGCUCACUAAAAUUCCACCUAUCAGUGCUCAACUUGAGCAUCUUCACCUUGAUCACAACAGGAUCCAAAAUGUCAGUGGCACUCAAAUUUGUCCAGCCUCAAUUAGCAUAGAAGACUAUGUUCCCUACAAUGAUUUCCCACGCCUCCGCUAUCUACGCCUGGAUGGAAACGACAUUCAGCCACCAAUUCCACUGGACAUCAUGAUAUGCUUUCGGCUUCUACAGGCCAUUGUUAUUUAAAGAAACAACAUCUGACCACCUCAUUUGCAUUUGCCAGAUUUUUAAGAAGCAAAUUUUGCUGGCAUGAAACCUGUUCUAAUUUAUAGUUCAAUCAGUAACAAUUUUCUUUCAAUUUUAAACUUUCUUCCUUCUACAUUUUUACAUUUACAAAAAGUAUUCUUCAAAAAAGGGUCCCCGGUUCUAUAUGGCAUAUUUGCUUGAUUUAAAAAAAAAUCAUAUUGCAAAUAUAUUGCAAGUUAUGAAUUAUUACAUUUCCAAUGGUUCCAAAGCACACUCUUGUUUAUUGUUUGAUUUUCUUGUUAAACCAUAUAUUAAAUAUAAGGUCUGUUAAGGCCCUUGCUAUACCACCAAAUUAUAUUAACCCUAAACAGCACUGUAAUACUUAAUUUUUUUUUAAUUCAGGUGCACUUGAAUUGACAUGCAUGUUAAAAAGUCAUGUAUUACAUUAUUACAAAUCAUAACAAACACUGGCCAUCCCUAACAUAGCCAUCACCAUAAGUGGUAGUGAACAGUCUAUCAUUCUGUAGAUAAAAUUGAACAAAAUAUUUACUUUGCAUAUGGAAAUAUUUCAACUGAUACUUUUUUCCACAGGUAUGCAAUGUCUCCAAGGAAGAAAACAAUGUAUUGCAUAUAAAUAUAAAAACUCAAAACUAGAAGUAAGGAAAUCUAAGGUAAAAUCCUGGUUUCAUUGAAGUCAACCACAGCUUUGCUACAGACUGCAGUGGGAUAAGGAUGUCAUACCUAGUCUUUCCAUUCUUGCUUUGCAUCUGUUCUUCUCUGCGGCCUCAGAACAAUCACUUAACUAAUGUGUUUUACAUAGGACAGAGGUAAAAUCUAAAAACAUUUGAAAAGCUGUUGCUGUUAUACUUGUUAUUGCUAAGAUAUAAAGAAACCCUAAAGUUUAUGCAUCAGAUACAUGGCAAUGAUGUGGUAACAUGUUUUCACAGGAAGAACAGACCAAGAAUAAAAUCAAAUAUAAUCAGUUCAGUGUAAUACUUAGUAAUCUAUUGGCACAUGUAACAACACUGGAUUUAAGCAAAUCCAGAUGCUUAGAGUGUGGCACUUUGAAAAUGCAUUAAUAGUGGCAAUGCCAUUAGGAUAUCUUUUUAAGAAGUAGUUAUUUAUAGUAAAUUAUACAGGCAGUCCUUGGAUUUACGACACAAUUGGUUCCUG
Messenger RNA from Gavialis gangeticus (Gharial), 2976 nucleotides. It is a transcript of the gene KERA, whose product is annotated as keratocan. The coding region runs from base 748 to 1803 and encodes 351 amino acids. The transcript has 3 exons. Gene Ontology annotation, molecular function: protein binding. The record is from RefSeq and is a predicted model, not a curated record. Lineage: Eukaryota; Metazoa; Chordata; Crocodylia; Gavialidae.